This is a messenger RNA of Dendrobium catenatum, 1414 nucleotides long. Its product is annotated as homeobox-leucine zipper protein HOX4. Gene Ontology annotation, cellular component: nucleus. Lineage: Eukaryota; Viridiplantae; Streptophyta; Magnoliopsida; Asparagales; Orchidaceae. Gene Ontology annotation, molecular function: DNA-binding transcription factor activity, RNA polymerase II-specific; sequence-specific DNA binding. The record is from RefSeq and is a predicted model, not a curated record. The coding region runs from base 275 to 1114 and encodes 279 amino acids. The transcript has 3 exons. Gene Ontology annotation, biological process: positive regulation of DNA-templated transcription.
AGCAAACGACCUCUCUCUCUCUCUCUCUCUCUCUCUCUCUCUCUCUCUGCCUCUUCGCUGUAAAUGAACUUCUGUAGAAAUCUUUUAACUUAAACAAAAAGCUUGAUUUUGGUGAUGGGUUAAGAAGCAAAGAUCAUGGUGACGAAGGCAGAGACAGUGGGGGUCGUGGAAGAGACCCAUCAUUUCUACUGAUUCUUCUCCGUAGAGGAAGUAUAGAAACUCUCAGGACCAGUUCAAGGCCCGUCCUUUCUUUGAUCCUUGAUAGAUUUUAGCCAUGAAGAGACCCAGGAGUUCAGACUCUGUGACUGGAGUUGGAUUCUUUGUUUCAGGGGACUUGUACGCUGUAAAGCUUCCAACGAUUCUAGAUGGGGUGGAGGAGGACGAAGAAGAAGAGGGACUUUUCUCCGGCGAACUUCCCUUGGCGGCUGGUGAAAAAAAGCGUCGUCUGAGCUUAGAGCAGGUAAGGGCCUUAGAAAAGAACUUUGAGGUGGAGAACAAGUUGGAUCCGGAGAGAAAGGUCCGGAUCGCCCUUGACCUCGGUCUGCAGCCGCGACAAGUCGCAGUUUGGUUCCAGAACCGCCGCGCUCGGUGGAAGACGAAGCAGCUCGAACGCGACUACGCUGCUCUCCGAACUAGCUACGAUGCUCUCGCUAUCGACUGCGAUUCCCUCCGCCGCGAUAAAGAAAUCCUCCUCGCAGAGGUCAAGGAGUUUAAAACAAAGCUGGGGUUGACGGAGGAGGAGUCUGAGAGUAAAGCAGCUCCGGUCGAGGAUCCGCAGCCCCAGACGGCGAUGGGGGCGGCGGUUACAUACAAGGAUGGAUCAUCUGAUAGCGACUCCAGCGCGGUGGUCUACGACGAAAACAGCCCGUAUCAUUGUGGAGCACCGUUGCUGCCGGAGCUCCAUCGCCGACCGACCGAACCAGAGGAGCCACAGAGCUUGAUGGUGGGCGGCGGCGCUUUUGAUUUCCAGCUGAGCUCGGAAUGGAGAAUUCAAAGAAGCUUCUUUCCAAAGGAGGAGCAUAACUUUUUAGCUGGAGAAGAGCAUUCAAGUGAUUUCUUUCCAGAAGAACAAAACCCGGUUUUUACCUGGUAUGGCUCCGAUCACUGGAGCUGAAUGCCUGGACUGGGAAGUUGAUUGCUUAGUUAAGUGAGAAAAGCUUCGUAGUCCUAGAUUAUGAAAGAUCGCCGUUUAUAUUUGAAAACUAUGGAUGUGGCCUUUCUAAGAGAAAAAAGUAAAAAGUUUGUACAGAGUUUUGUUCUUAAUUAAGAGGAUCAGAGAUGAACUAGUACAAGUACUGAAACCGUAGUGGAGAAGAGAUAAAGGUGUAUUGAGUUCAACUUCUAUGCAGCUUGUCUUACUCCAUUGGUUGGAGCCUUCAAUCAAGAGAUUUUAUAAAUUCAAAUCUUUUAUAUA